Molecule: messenger RNA, 693 nt
Organism: Colletotrichum higginsianum IMI 349063
Lineage: Eukaryota; Fungi; Ascomycota; Sordariomycetes; Glomerellales; Glomerellaceae
Product: Fatty acid hydroxylase
Exons: 2
Coding region: 1-693 (230 amino acids)
Biological process (GO): ergosterol biosynthetic process
Molecular function (GO): iron ion binding; C-4 methylsterol oxidase activity
Source: RefSeq, a predicted model, not a curated record
AUGGACGGGUUGAUCGAGCGGUACCCUGCUGGGUACAUUGAGAUCAUGGGUAGCGUCUCCGUGCAGCUGGUGUACAUGGUCGUCGGACUAUUCAUGGAGUGGCUGCGGCCCCCAUACACCAGCGCGACGUCCCGCAAGAUGCUGACGCAGAGCCUCUGGAACCACGUCGUGGCGACCAUGACCCACGUCGCCUUCGUCGUGUUCUCGGGCGGCCGGUCGAUGCUGACGCGGACCUUUGUCCGGCCGUACAGCCCGCCAUCCUGGGCCGAGCUCGCGAGGGACCUCGCCGUCGGCCUCCUGCUGCGGGACGUCGUAUUCUACGUCGUCCACAGGCUGUGGCACGCCCCGGGGGUGUACGAGCGGGUGCACGCGAAGCACCACGAGAUCCGGCACCCGGGCAACCACCACGUGUGGACCAUCAGCUACAUGUCGACGGUCGAUUUCAUGCUCCUGUACGGCGUCCCCGUGGUGGGGAUAGCCAAGCUGCUGGAGAUGAACAUCGUCACGACGCUGGCCUUCUCUUUCGUCUCCGCCGUCGGGGAGCAGUUCAAGCUGAUGUGGGGGGACGAGGCGCACGACGAGCACCACCUGAACUUGGCGCCCAACUACGGCGUCUACGGUCUCAUGGACACCAUCUGCGGAGCGGCGAUCCCAGGAACAGGGCUAGCUCGGAAGAGUCCCAAAGGAGAGUGA